GCGUGACGAAUAGGCGUUCGGCCUGUCAAUCAUCAACCAACUGGAAGAAAGAAAGAGAGACUGAAACUGGGAGGAAGGUCGGGGGGAAAUCGAAAAACCCAGGUGAAAUCCAACCACCGCUAGAAGUAGAAAACAGUCUGUCUUGGAAGAGUCGGUUAUUCUGGGAGAAGACACAGACAACCUGCCCCAUGAAUUUUAAACUUUUUGAGUCUGAUUGCUUGCAGUUUGUUUGGAAAAAGAAAAUAGUAAAAAACAGCUCAUUCCUGGAGAAAGACGAUCCCCGAAGAACCAAAACACACCGAACUGCGCACACUGGAAAAGUGGAAGAUAAAGUUUACAGUCGGUUCUAGCGUUGGAGAAAGCGAUUUUGUCGACUUUGUCUGAAAUUGAUUUUUAUUCCAUUUAGGAUUGAAACUACUGCGCUGGAAUGAGUCGUGUGUGGAAUCUGUCGGUCUAAGUACCGAAACAGGAGGAGUGUCAGACUGUAGCCUACCAUCAUCGUAGUCUAGCUAGAGACAAACUUAUAUUUUGUGUACUUCAGUGUCGAUAGACACUGGACACACAAUUUUGGUUUGAAUAUAUAUAUAUUUUUAUUUUUUGUUUAACGCACACAAAAAACGAGUCCACUGCAAGGGAAAAAAAGACGUAGAAGAUGAGCGGAGGAGAUGUCGUGUGUUCGGGGUGGUUGAGAAAGUCUCCGCCUGAGAAAAAGUUGAGACGUUACGCAUGGAAGAAGCGGUGGUUUGUUCUUCGCAGUGGACGUCUCACAGGGGAUCCAGAUGUCCUGGAGUACUACAAAAAUGACCACACCAAAAAGCCCAUACGUGUCAUUGACCUGAAUCUGUGUGAGCAAGUGGACGCUGGACUGACCUUCAACAAGAAGGACCUCGAGCACAGCUUCAUAUUUGACAUCAAGACCAUUGACCGGGUCUUCUACUUGGUGGCGGACACGGAAGAGGAGAUGAACAAGUGGGUUAGGUGCAUAUGUGACAUCUGCGGGUUUAACCCAACUGAUGAAGAAUCAGGGAAACAUCCAAACCAAUCUGGCAACACAGUUGUGGAGGUGCCGCUUUUUUCAAGCCCCCCGAUGAUGGGGGCCUCCUCCGUCGGCUCCCUGCCGCCCCCCUACCAGCCCGUCAGCAUCCGACACCUGGAGUCCUCAUCCACACAGGAGGAACCCCAGGACUACCUGUGGCUGUCCAACUGUGAAAGCAAGAAGCUUGAGCCAGCCAGUCAAGCAUCAUCUUUUGCAACAGAGGAGGGUGAAGAAGAGUAUCUGCUGCUGGAAGACUUUGAGAGCAAAAAAGCCCCUUUGCCAAGCCCGCCCCACGCUGAUUCUUCCAAGUCCACGUCUUCAGAGACAGACUGCAAUGACAAUGUCCCGUCGCACAAACCCCCCGCAGCCACCGCCAUCCCAACCUCCUCCAAACCCGCUUCCGUGAAUGGGUUUUUCCCACAGCCCAUUCUCUAUGACUCCCCUCCCUCCAGGGCUGCGUCUAUCUCCGCUGAGUCCAGCCUUUACAACCUGCCCCGCAGCUACUCCCAGGACACUGUCCUCCUGCCCGCCAAGGCCACCUCCUCCCCACCUGUGACUGACAGCGAGGACAUCUAUGUGUUUAACACUCCCUCCCGCAAGUCUUCAGUGGAGACACAGCUGCGGCAAGUUUCCAUCAGCUACGACAUUCCCCCAACACCGGGUGGGAGCUCUACUUACCAGAUUCCUAGGACUGUUUGCCCCGAAGUGGUAGUGGGACAGUCUUCCUCCCUCCCAGACGUCCCCCCGCCCCGGCCCCCCAAACCCUCUAUGACAGUCCCUGAGCGAUCCCCCACCGAGACUUAUUCUGUCCCGCGCUCUGUCUCUGAAACUGACAGCAACUACUGCGUCCCCACUGGACCUGUGAAGUCACUACGCAGCAAUACAAUCGCCACAGUGGAUUCCUCACGUCUCUGGAAAGAUCAUGGUCCUCAGGAUUGCUAUGAUAUCCCAAGGACAUUUGCGACUGACAGAACUGGUUCUCCUGACCUUAACGAAAGCUUCAAUAACUACCUAAAGAACAAGGGCAUGGUGGCUGUUGUCGGCGGACUCAGUGCCUCGACCGAAGAGAUGGACGAGCAUUACGUUCACAUGAGUGCCAAUUCCCCCUCCCAUCACCACUCCGGCAGCCUCUCUGAGCCAAUCCAAGAGCCCAACUACAUGCCCAUGACUCCCGGUACUACGGAGUUCUCCUCGCUGGGGAAGCAGGUCCCGCCCCCGGCUCACAUGGGCUUCCGCUCCAGUCCAAAGACACCGCCCAGGAGACCGCUUCUCAUCAGCGACUGUCAGCCGCCCCCUGUGGACAGGAACCUCAAACCUGACCGAAAAGGUCAGAGCCCUAUAAUAAUAAGAGCUAAACCGCUUGGUUUAGAGCGAACUGACUCUCAAACCGUAGGUGAAUUCCCAAGACGAUUCAAGGUUAAACCGGCUCCCCUAGAAAUCAAACCUAUGCCAGAAUGGGAGGAAUUCCAGGCUCCAGUCAGAUCACCUGUGACCAGAACAUUUGCCCGAGACUCUUCUAGGUUCCCUAUGCCUUCGAGACCACCUUCGGUGCACAGUACUGCCUCCAGCACUGACUCCCAGGACAGUGACGAAAACUAUGUAGCCAUGAACUCUAGUCAGUCUGCAGACGAACCAAAUAUAAAACUUGGAGCACAGCUGAGUGCCGAUGGUGGAAACAGUCCGAUGGUCAAACCUAAAGGAGAUAAGCAGGUGGAAUAUUUAGAUUUGGACCUUGACUCUGGAAAAUCAACACCACCUAGAAAGAAGAAGAGCAAUGGUACAAGUAACACAUCGUCAGACGAGCGAGUGGAUUACGUUGUGGUCGACCAACAGAGAACACAGGCACUGAAAAACACCCGAGAGGCGUGGAAUGACGGGAGGCAGUCCACAGAGUCAGAGACUCCCUCGAAAGGCACAAAGUGACCAUUUACUUUUCCAGCGGUCAUAAAAUGAGACUUGAGGCCAUUGCAGGUCAAAGACUAAACGCAGAACUUGUAAUAAAACUGACCCUAGACCCAGAUGCUCAAUGGCACUCUAUUGUAUGAACUUUCGUCAAUGAAAGGAAAAAGAAUCCUCAGUGGUUUCGUUUACAGUGCUGCCUGUUUGAACUGAGUGUCCUGCAGAGAUUGAUUUUAAAACUAUCACACAUAGGAUUAAAAUUUGUAUGUAAUAUUGUGAACAUGACAAAAAAGAAUCUACCUGUUUGUUUUGCCGGAGCCUUGAAAAAUGCCAGUACAGCUGAUGACUUCAGGAACAGCGAACACUUUAUCAUAUUUUAGCUUUUUUUUUUUUUUUUUUUUUUAAAGAACAGAUUUGAAUCGGAUCAAUUGUUCUAUUUGUUUUCUUGGAUAAGGCACACGCUUUUUUCUCAUUUUGGGUAGUAUUUGUGAAUUCAUUUUAGUUUAGCAUUUAUUCAAGCCAGUGUUAUGUCAGGUUUUUGACAAAUGCAAGCCCAUCACAGCUGUUUCAGUAUCAACAUGUCCUUGAGGUGGCCUCUAAAUGCUAAUAUGAAAAUGUAAACAUUGAUUUCUUUUUUUGCUUUGUAAAUCUGCUUGUUGCCUUCCGGUUGUAGCAAAAUCUGUAAAUCUGUUAUUUCCUUGUUUUUUGCUCUACAUGUAGUUAAUGUACCAAAGUAGCCUGUGUAAAAUGUGUUAUGUAUAUUAAUGGAAGUGCCCUUUUUAAGUGUUUUAAAUGUCUGCAUUAUUAAAAUAAAAUUGUGGAUUCUGCAGGAUAGAAUCCUGCACCUUUUGAGUUGAGAGAAUGUGAUGGCAUAAGAUUUCUGAUAUGAAGCAAACCACUUACAUGAUGUAUAUACACUGCUGUGCAAAAGUCUUAGACAUGUUUCAUUUUUCUACUCUUAUGAAUUAUGAGCAUCAACAAUUUACUCCAAGCCUCCACUAGUGUUUUCUACUAUUAUAACAACCUUGACUUGCAUAAAGAAGGAAAAACAUUGAGUGAAAUAGCUCUCAUCACUCGAUUUUCAAGGUGUGGUAUCCGAAGCAUAAUCAACAAGUACAGAGAAACAUCAUCUGUAAUUGACAAACCCAGGACUGUAAGACCCAAAAAGCUGUCUAACAAGGAUAAGCAAUACUUGAAGAUAAUGUGCUUAAGGAAUAGAAAGAAGCCAAGCGUUGAGGGAUACCAAGAUCACUAGUGGAGGCUUUGAGUAAAUUGUUGAUGCUCAUAAUGCAUCAGAGUAGAAAAAUGUAACAUGUCUAAGACUAUAUAUAUAUAUAUAUAUAUAUAUAUAUAUAUAUAUAUAUAUAUAUAUAUAUAUAUAUAUAUAUAUAUAUAUAUAUAUAUAUUAGUGGUAUUGUUAACUGACAGCUGGUAAUGGGUAUCUUGCAAGCUUCCCUUUUGUUAUGCAAGGUAUCAAUCAGGUACUUCAUAAAUAGUAAUACAGCUAUCUGUUUAUAAUUUAUUAAUAAUAAGUCAUCUUUAAAACUAAUCUUCAACUUUUGAACAGUCCUGGUCCUGCAGUCCAAUUGUUGACCUAAGUAUUGCAGUGGUCCUUGAGGUGUUUUAUAACACUUUUUAAAAGUUGCUGUACAAGAUGCCUUCUAACCAGUGCCAGAUUAUUUUUGCAUCAGGAUUUUUUUUUGUUCACUCCUUACCUCUUUUUAACAGCAACCAAUAUGAUUUUGUGCAAAUGUUAAGUUUUUUCUUAAACAAGUGGUUUUAAAAAAAUAAAAAAAUAGAUAUUAACUUAAUCAGAGCACAUUUUCAGAGAUUACUAUUGUUUGUUUGUUUUUUAAAUUCUGUUUUCUAUCAUCUUUUUCUCCUGUGACUGCCUUAUCUAGACAACUUAAUACUUCUGAUGUGUCUGUAUAUAAGAAUGAUUAUUUGAUGCUUAAAAGUACUUCUUAUGAGUCAUACUGUUUGUAAAUGUACUAAAGUUUUACUAACAUCACUGUAUUUAGACAAGGAAUACCUGAAGCACAUGUAUGCCUUGUUUUGUCUAGCAGACUUAUGCGCUCACCUGUAAAAAUUUGCCAGCAUGUAUCCCUUGAAAAUUGUGCCUAUAAUGAGUUGAACUGUGUAUGUCCAAAUAGCAUACAUGUCCUCUUCUCAUGCAAAAGUUACUCAUUGCAAAGCAAACAGCAAACAAUACUGAUGCUUUGUAGCUUUUUUUUUUUUUUUUUAAUAAAAUCUAAAGACAAUUGUACAUUUUAAAGUAAAACGAAAUAAACCAGAACAUUAUGUACAGUA
Acipenser ruthenus (sterlet) is the source of this 5245-nucleotide messenger RNA. RefSeq names its product GRB2-associated-binding protein 1-like. The transcript has 12 exons. The record is from RefSeq and is a predicted model, not a curated record. NCBI's taxonomy places the organism in Eukaryota, Metazoa, Chordata, Actinopteri, Acipenseriformes, Acipenseridae. Bases 653 to 2959 code for a protein of 768 amino acids.